Lepisosteus oculatus (spotted gar) is the source of this 2591-nucleotide messenger RNA. It is a transcript of the gene cmtm3, whose product is annotated as CKLF-like MARVEL transmembrane domain containing 3. The record is from RefSeq and is a predicted model, not a curated record. Lineage: Eukaryota; Metazoa; Chordata; Actinopteri; Semionotiformes; Lepisosteidae. Gene Ontology annotation, cellular component: membrane.
UUUUGAACUGCCGUUAUGGGAGACAUAGAGUCUCCCGAUUCGACCAGUUCUCGCCAGGCUGGCAUAUCAGCUCUCCUCCCAGACAAAGCUUUCGUCACCUCAAGAAGAGGAUUGCUCCUUACAGCUGAAGUGGCUCUGUCCUUCAUCAUCUUCAUCUGCUUUGUGGCAUCAACAGCCGCAGCCUUUGUGACAGCCCCGCUGAUCGAGUUCCUCCUGGCCCUUUUUCUGCUCUUUGCCUACUCCACCAAGUUUAAUGAACGCUUCAAGAGCUUCCACUGGCCUCUGAUGGAUUUUCUACGUUGUGUCAGUGCUUCAAUUAUAUAUUUUGUUAUUUCCAUAAUCUCAGUCUCCAAGUAUAAAGAUGGGGCUUCUAAGGCAGGUGGGGUAUUUGGAUUCAUAGCCACCAUAGUUUUUGCGUUACAUUUCUAUGUUAUCUUUAAUGAGCUGGCUAAUUUUCUGAAGCAAGGUGAUUCCCCAGAGCAGCCCCGUGCAGAUGAAGAUUCGGAUUCGGAUUCGGAUUAAACUCCAUCUAUUACUGCCCCCCCCCACCUCCUGCUUUCCAAUAAAAUCCCCAAGACGCAGCUCAAUUAGAACGAUCCUGGCAAAGUCGUGAUCCAGAAACAGAUCCACGAGGAAAUCAGUAAGCUUGUCCAAACAAGUUUCAUCCUACGAGUGCCACAGGGGCUUAUGAAAUCUAUUUUAAGUUCCUGCCACUGGUACUUGCUACAGUUUAACAUUUUACAACAGGGCACAUUAAUACAUAUGGUAUAGAGCACCAUUUCUCUUGUGAUGGGUAGUUAAAGAUGGGAUAUAAUAAAACGUUUUUGUUUAUUGUCAGUUCUUGAUUGGUAGCCUAUGUAAAAAAAAACACCUGAUCAAACACCUUUUACUGUAUUUUGCAUAUGCAACUUUGACCCAGUGCACUAGUCAAAGAACAGUUUGCUUUUCCAGUUAAAUAGGAUCAUGGACGAAGAGGAAAAAUUGAUUGUAUGCCAACCGCCCUGCUUUGAAACUGUGAAUCUGUUCCAGUAUGUAAUCAGUACUGUCAAGGUGUUUUUUUUUGGGGGGGUGGAAUAAAGUUGGAUGACACUAGUUUACAUAUUUUUAGAUAUUUGCCUUAAUCCAAAGGUAAUUCUACUUGAUUAAUAAUAGUAAUAGUCUACAGUUACAUAUUUGGGAGAUAUUUCACCAGGACUGAAUGUUUCAUAAAAUCAAGCCUUGGUAGAACUAAUUUACUAAGUUAAUUAAAUAACCUUUACUUAUGAAUGUUAGGCAAUCAUGGUUAUCCAAUUAUGUUUUUCGGCACAUGAAUGAUAGAUUGUAUAUAAAAAUACAUUUACCACAGUGAAAAGUGUCCAAAAACAUUGUUGGCCAGAUAUAUAAACCAAACUCUUUUGUUAACUAAUGUGUUUACAAUUAAAUAUAUCCUUCUUAUAUUUGUAUAAGAUGUGUAAUAGGUUUCAAACAUAUUGAUAAACCACCAGCAUUGUAUAGUGAUUAAAGUACUUGUUAAACUAUAGAACCCAACAUAAAAUUCAGUCUAUAAUAAGGGAUACGACUUUGUUGUUGGAUCAAGCCAAUAAGCUAUGUAGUGUUAUUCUGAUUAUUAACUGACUUACUAAAGUCAACUUUGAGGAAAAAAAUGUUUUGCAGUUGGUUUGCUGGCUUCACCAUCUGCUGUAUAGAAAGACUGGAACUGAAUCCAGGACUCAGUUUUUGUCAAACUUGGUAGGCAUGAUUUUUAUGACAAUAUAUUUGCAUUUUAUAACUCAUGAAAGUAACGGUCAUGCUUUCAAGCUUGUGAUUAAUCGUUUCUCCAGUUAUUCAGUACUUAAUACUUCGUUUUUUUAAAGAAACAGCUGCCUUCCACUUGGUGCCUUAAUCUGCCUUUUAUACUAUCUGAAGCACUUUCAGGGUUUUGUAAAUGUUGUUUUAUAUAGUUUUGAAUGUUUGUAAGAGACUAUUUUUUUCUCUGUGGGAAAAGUACCACUAAUGUUUGCAAAGAAAUGCCACUUCCCAAAAAUGCAGUUAAUAUUAGAUUUAGAUAUUAGAUUGUUUAGAAAAUGUCAGAAUUAUCAUUUAACUGCAUUUUAUUCACCUAUCUGUUACCUGUGAUCUAGAACUGGGGUAUCCAGCCUUUUUUUGAACUGAGGAUCUCUUUUCAAGUGUUCCCCCUCAGUAAAGACCAGAACUUAAAAAGAAGUUACAUUUUUAUAACUAGUAAUAUAAAUGCACAACUGCAGCUCAAUGUAUCCACCAUGACUAAGAAGGCAAGAAUGAUUUGACACACUAAUUGACUUGAAAUGCAAAACAUCUUUGUUCCCAGAAUCCCCAUGGGGGUCACAGACACAUGGUUGAAAGCCCACAGUUUCAAGAAUAUCAAGGUUUUUCUCAUGCAAUUCAUCUACUGUAAUCUGGUAAAAAGUUGCAUGUUGUGGUUUUGGUUCAAGAGCCACAUCUUGCUGACUGUCACGGUGAAUUAUUUUGUGACCUGCUUGUAGAGUAGUUUUAGAGAGCCACUCAAAAAACUAAUGAAACUUUGUUCACAAUGCCAAAAAAUAAGUAAACAUUACUUAUAAUUUUUAUGAAAA